Messenger RNA from Paramecium primaurelia, 281 nucleotides. The record is from the annotation of a GenBank genome assembly. NCBI's taxonomy places the organism in Eukaryota, Ciliophora, Oligohymenophorea, Peniculida, Parameciidae.
AUGUUGAGAAUAUUUACAUUAAAAGGUAUUCCAAAAGAUAGAGUACAAAGUAUAAUUAAAAUACUCUCUAAGUUAUGUAAUUAUAAAAAUCCACAUAAUAUUAAGUUUUAUGAAGCAUCUUUUGAUUAAGAUAUGAAAUAUUUAGAGUAUUAGUAUAAAUAUUAUUGAUGAUUAGAAUAGUAAGUGAUUAUUUAGAUAGAUAAUAUGAAUAUCCUAUGAAUGAACAAGUAAUUUGGAAGAUAAUAUAAGAAGUAUCAAUAUUAUUUAUAUAGAUAUCAUGA